Messenger RNA from Gambusia affinis (western mosquitofish), 4521 nucleotides. RefSeq names its product noelin-2-like. NCBI's taxonomy places the organism in Eukaryota, Metazoa, Chordata, Actinopteri, Cyprinodontiformes, Poeciliidae. Gene Ontology annotation, biological process: signal transduction. The record is from RefSeq and is a predicted model, not a curated record. The transcript is spliced from 7 exons. The coding region runs from base 2949 to 4082 and encodes 377 amino acids.
CAUUUGCAUUGAGCAUUUAGAAAAAUCUGAGAAAAUAUCACUUGCAUAAUAAUUUGGAACACCGUUUAUAUUAUAUAAUAUAUCUAUGUUCCGACACCAUGGUCUAGGGGAUGAAGGGUGGUAAAAAGUGUCCAUAGAAACAAAUUAAUUUAAAAUUAUGUAUUACAAAAAAAGAUGGUUUCAAAAUCCAAAACUCAAUACAAUUUAACCCAAUUAACACUCAAAAUAGGACUAAAACGAACUACAUAAUAAGUGUAAAUUAAAUGACAACUAUCCAAACAACUCUAAAGUAAACUCAACAAACAAAAGAAAAAAAAAAAAACACUAAAGGAAUUCUAAGGGAGCACCAAGCCUCCCAAACACACGCUUCAAUAUUGAGUAGAAACAAUCCAGAUCAAAGUCAAAACUGCUAAUCAGAACAAAAUGGGUCAGUAGAGCAAAGUUCUUCACAGCUGCUCAAAACAGUCAAUUACAAGCAGGCAGACAAACAAAUGUGGGGAACAAAGCCUCUUUCUACAAGCUGCCCCACAGGAGGAAUGGUUUGCAGGAGGCAUUUUUAGGAAACAGGUGAGCCCGAUCAGCAUGUGAUUGGCUUGACAAUCCUCUGCUGGUCCAAUGGUGUCGUUGUUCUUCUGCAGCCUCCAGGCAGCCAAUCAGGAAGGUGUGCUCUCACAGCUGAACCUGCAUAACAAAAAGAAGCCUGCACAGCCUCCAGAGGCCAGGAGCCGUAACAAUGUAUAAAAAAUUUUAAAAAUCAUGUCUUGAUCUAACAGAUAAUUAAAGUGCAGUGAUAUUUGUUGCAUCAUGACAAAAUGUGAACAAUUUUGAGUAUGAGCUGUUUUUUAAUACAUUUAUACAUCAGUUCAUCUCUCUAAAGACGAUCAGUCCCCAAACCCUGCAUCAAAUUUUAAUGUUCAAAUAAAACCCUGACCACUGGGUGAGAAAUAAACAAUUUGUACUGUAGAACCAAAAAUGAGCAUUCUAACACUGAUUUCUGUGUGAAUGUGCAUGCACGUAUACAUAAGACUGUCAAUCUGGCCAUGUAAGUAUAUUUCCAUCAAUAUGCACCCCAAGAGAGAAAUAAAAAUGAUUUGUGACUGGGAACAAUGAAUUAUUAAACAUCGUCGGCUCGGCAAACGUUGCUCACUGCAUUCACCGCUGUGAGGAUCUAACAUCAGGAUUUAAGAGUGCUGCAUUUUCCCUACGGCAAAAGUGAACCAAAGCAAUGUUAACGGCAAAACAGCUACAGCGCUUUUCCUCAUUUGCUGCUGCUGUGAGAGUGCAUACAGUCUUCACACAGAACGGGAGGGAAAUGAGAGGCGGCAGAGGAUGAGCACAAUCAGAGACAGCUUCCCCUCUUCUCUCCCAACACUGUUCCUGUCAGGAAGCUUGUGUGUUUAUGAAUCUUAAUUAGCUCAGCGUGUCUCUGGAAGUGACACCUACAUCCUGCUGUGAGUGGGAAUAGUUGCGAGUGUGUUUGUAUGCCAUGGUGUGUCUGCUCCUCUCCAGCCUCUGCAGCUUCACACAGAUACAGCGAGGUGAUGAGUGAGUGGGUGGGUUUGUUUGUUUGUUGAUCACUUCUACAUUCACAACUCACAAUCUGGGUCAUUGCAUGGUGCUCAACACCCCUCCCCUUUUCCUUAACAUUCAGUAUCAAAAGAGGUUUGAUGCAUCUGUUAGUAUCUCAGGAUUGUUAAUGAGCAGCAGUGUGGGAGUGCUUGUUUCUGUGAGAGAAGAGCACACUCUUAAUGAGGAUCUGUGUUAAAAUGAAUUUAAGGACACACUCCUUCAGAAAAAUUACAGAAAGGCACAAUAUAAACAUCAAAUUCUGAACUGUAAACUGCUUUGAGUGUAAAAACAGUGGGAGAUCUUAAAAUCUUGGAUCUUCUGUGUCUUCCGUUUUAAUAGAAAAUGCAAAAAAAUUGCAAAUUUAAAAAAAUCUCAGCACACAGUUUCAUGAAUUGAAAUACUGAAAAAAACUAUAGCCCAAAGUUAAUGCAAGCAUUGACAGAUUUCUUUUUAAAUGAAAUCAAAAGGGUUGUUAUAUAUCACACAAACUGCUUGGUGGUUCAACAAAGUGUUUGCUCUGGGAGCUAAAAACAAAUGCAUGUCAGAUUUUAUAUAUCAAUAGUAUUUAUUUAGUUAAAAAUGAUAAAAAUCAAGUCUCGGUCAAACAAGAAAAAGAAGAUAUAAUUGGUCAUGUAUUUUGAGGAGAAAAUCUUCCUUUGCAAGGUUUAUUUAUUUAAAUAAAAUAAAUUAGCAAAAAAAAAAAAAAAAAGAAGCUUGUUUGAACACAUUUUGGUGGUUAAGAAUAAUCUGUGAUUUUCUUUCACUGAGCUAGUCCUUAAAGUAUACAUAACAAACAUAAUGGACAAAUUUAAAUAGAAAAUCUGUGGUGUCGUCAGGAACGUUUGUUUUGGUGUUUUACUUUCUGUGCUCAUUAGUUCCUUUUUUAGAUUGGAUCAGCCAAGUUGCUGUUCUACUUCUGCUUCUUCAUGGCUCUUGGCAAACAACUUAGGGUGCAUUACUGCCACCUACUGGUAACCAUGAUUUUGUUUUACUUUGGUUCAGUCCUUUCUUAGUGUUUCUAGUUUAUUAUGUUUAUUUCUUAUGUCUAGUUAUUCCUCGUUUCUCUGGUUUAACUAUGUUUCUUAGGUUUAGUUAUUCUUUAGUUCUUUAGUUUUAGCGCCCUGUGUACUCUCCCUCGCCCCAUAUGCUACAUUCUCUCUCUCUCUUCUCACCUGCAACCCGUUCUCAGCCAUCUGUUUCUUCAGUAAUCAACCUCCCCGUUACGGCUCAUGCUCGGUUUCUCCUUGCUGGUUCCUUCAGUCUAAUCCCAUUUUCUUCCCGUUACGUCCUCAUAGGUUUUAUGCUGUUUGUUAUUUCCUGGAUUCCUGUGGCUUUUGUUCUGGCUCACUGCGUCAAAGGUGCAGAAUGUGAGUCAGUCUAUGGAGGUGGUGCACCUGCGAACAUCGAGAGACCUUCAGUAUGUUCGAGACUCUGAGCCGCUGCUGAGGGGAGUUGAUGGUCACUUACACACGUAUGUGGCCAGUCCCCGCGCUUUAACUUCUAAGACCCUCCAGGAGUUAAAGGGCCAGAUGUCUCAGCUGCGGCCCCUGUUGUCGGUGGUGGAGCAGUACAGAUUGGACUUGCAGAUGCUGGCCACAUUGCGAAUGGAGCUGCUGAACCUAUCGAUCAUCCUGACAGCCAUUCAGGAGGAGGUUGGAGCAUAUGACUAUGAAGAACUUCAGCAAAGGGUGUUACUGCUGGAGACCAGGCUGCACAGCUGCAUGAACAAACUGGGUUGUGGUCGCCUGACUGCAGUUAGCAACCCGAUCACUGUGAAAUCGUCAGGGUCCCGCUUUGGCUCCUGGAUGACUGACGCCAUGAUUCCCAGCACUGACAGCAGGGUGUGGUCAAUGGAUGGCUACUAUAAAGGCAGGCGUGUGCUGGAGUACAGGACCAUGGGAGAUUUUACGAAAGGCCAGAACUUUGUCCAGCACCUGUUGCCCCAUCCCUGGGCAGGAACUGGCCAUGUGGUCUACAACGGCUCACUCUAUUACAACAAGCACCAGAGCAACAUUCUGGUUCAGUACCAUUUCCGUUCUCGCAGUGUGUUGCUGCAGCGCAGUCUGAGUGGAGCUGGAUACAACAACACCUUCCCCUACAGCUGGGGAGGAUCGUCUGACAUCGACCUGAUGGCUGAUGAGACAGGACUGUGGGCUGUCUACACCUCCAUCCCAAAUGCAGGAAACAUAAUGGUUAGUCGCCUGGAUCCUCGUUCCCUGGAAAUCGUCCAAAGCUGGGACACAGGGUUCCCCAAGCGCAGUGCUGGGGAGGCCUUCAUGAUUUGUGGCACCCUGUACGUCACCAACUCUCACCUGGCUGGCGCGAAAGUCCACUUUGCCUACAACACCAACACCUCAUCCUACGAGUAUACUGACAUCCCCUUUCAUAACCAGUACUCCCACAUCAGCAUGAUGGACUACAACCCCAGAGAAAGGGCACUGUACACCUGGAACAAUGGGCACCAGGUGCUCUACAAUGUUACCUUGUUCCAUGUCAUCCGGAGCGAUGGCUAACAUGACUCAAUAGAAGAUGAUAAAAAUGUAUUUGAUACUGCAAGUUCAAACGUGCACAGACACAGACUUUGGUCAUUCACAUUGUGUUUAAAUCUGAAAGACCUACAGACACAAUAUGUUAUGGGACACUUGCCCUGAAGGUCACAGACGAGUUUUCCUCACAGCACUAAUGCUGGAAAGAGAUUUGGCAGUUUUUAGCUCAGUCAUAUUUCAUUCUAUUUUAUACCAUUUAUUCUGUAUAUCAGGAGGGAAUAAGAUGGAGUGGAGGGAAGGGGGGAAAUGAAAAACAUAAAUACAGACAGAAAACAGGAUUUGACGUCACUUUAGCAUCAAGUUUUGGCAAUGAGCCUGUUGGAGAUAUUUGGGGCUUGUAAUGUAAUUUGUGGACAUGUUUAGUCAGCAUGGUUGUUCAAUCAAUAAACUUUACUGUUAAAUCUUG